This is a messenger RNA of Ixodes scapularis (black-legged tick), 831 nucleotides long. RefSeq names its product juvenile hormone acid O-methyltransferase-like. NCBI's taxonomy places the organism in Eukaryota, Metazoa, Arthropoda, Arachnida, Ixodida, Ixodidae. Bases 1 to 831 code for a protein of 276 amino acids. The record is from RefSeq and is a predicted model, not a curated record. The transcript is spliced from 3 exons.
AUGUCUCAGCAAGCCGAAUCCCACGAGAGCACCAUUCAUCAAAUUACUCUAGAUGGACUAGACCUUCUGCAGAAGACCCUCCAAAAGCCUUCGAGUGAGGAACAGCAAUUCCUUGACUUAGGAUGUGGCAUAGGUGAUGUCACGCGUGAAGCGCUUCUUCCCCGCUGUCUUCCCGUCGGCAAAAUCGUUGCUGCGGACGUCUCCAAGGACAAGAUUGAGACCGCCAAGAAGCACUUCGCCCAUCCUAAGAUCUGCUACGACGUUCUCGAUGUCCUAGCGGAUGACGUGUCCGCCUUCGUGAAGAAGUACGGUCAGUUUGAUCGAGUCUACGCCAUCUUCCUCUUUAACUGGGUGAAAGACCAGGAGAAAGGAUUUAAGAACAUCUUCGAAUUGUUGAAGCCCGGUGGAGAGUGUCUCUGCAUGUUUUACGCUUCCAGUUUCCAUCUUCAGUUUCGAAAGAAGUUGGCCAAUACGGAACGUUGGAAGAACUAUGCGGAGAUUUGUGAAAGUACUACUCCUGGCACCAUAGACCUGGUUGGAAACGAAGCCCGGAUUUCCUACAUGAGACGCCUCUUGAAAAGCGCCAACUUGACACCGACCUUCUGCGAUGUCAUAACGGAAAUAUCAACGCGUUACGGCACUAAAGAGGACCUUACACGAGAACUGAUGGAGAUCAACCCGCUCACAGCCAAAAUAAGCAAGGAAGAAAUGCCGUUUCUUCGAGAGGAGGUGAUGAAGGAAGCGGACAGACUGUGGGCCGAAAAAGAAGCCGGUGGAUCUCCACUUGACUACCCCGUGUACAUUGUUCGCGCCUCCAAGGUUCUUUCGUGA